AUGGCUGGUGAUGAUGAUAACAGCUCCGUUACGAGCAAAUCUCAGACUGANGUUGGGCGUGAUACUAUCCUCUCCGAUUACUACNUGCCAGCCGGAGCAGAUCCCGGUCAAGUAAUUUCAACGGUGUUUCUCGAUGGUCCUAACUAUGAGCGAUGGGNAAAGCUUAUGCGUAAUGCACUCAAAGCUAAAAAUAAGUUGGGAUGGUUUGGUUACAAAACCCACGAAAGGUGCUAA
Molecule: messenger RNA, 234 nt
Organism: Arabis nemorensis
Lineage: Eukaryota; Viridiplantae; Streptophyta; Magnoliopsida; Brassicales; Brassicaceae
Source: the annotation of a GenBank genome assembly